Cuscuta epithymum is the source of this 1062-nucleotide messenger RNA. The record is from the annotation of a GenBank genome assembly. Lineage: Eukaryota; Viridiplantae; Streptophyta; Magnoliopsida; Solanales; Convolvulaceae.
AAAUUCAAGAUAGUACUAGAGAGGACGCAGACAGAGCACAGCAUCAAUUGCUUACACGUCAUAGCGUAUAUUCAUGCGCUUACUCUGUACGUGUCGAAACCUCAAUUCUAUUGCCGCCAUGGCAAUUAAAGAACCAGCUCCUUAAAAACCCAGAGUAUUGCAGCAAUCUAGCCGGCAACUAUUCGGAUCGAUCACCGGAAGGCGGAAGAUGCAGUUGCAAGAGGAGAACAGCGGCGGCGGGCAGAACACAAAUAGUCAAGAGGAGAAUCGAACCCGUGACGGAGAAGAAGAAAGAUGUGAUGAAGAAGAAGAUGGCGGCGAUCAGAUUCCAUCCAUGGCGCUGAACCACGUGACGAGGCUGUGCAGGUGCGUGAAGGAGUCGGUGAAAUUCUACACGAAGGUGCUGGGGCUGGUGGAGAUGGAGCGGCCGCCGGCGUUCGACUUCGACGGCGCGUGGCUCUUCAACUACGGCGUCGGGGUUCAUUUGGUGCAAGCCAAGGAUAACAAAGAUGGGCUUCCCAAUCAUCGGACAGAUCAAAAUCAGCUUGAUCCCAUGGAUAACCACAUCUCUUUCCAAUGUGACGACAUGGAGGCGGUGGAGAGGCGGUUGAAGGAGCAUAAAGUAGAAUACAAGAAGAGAACGGUGGGGGAAGGAGGAGCCGCCUCCAUCGACCAGUUGUUCUUCAAGGACCCGGACGGAUUCAUGAUUGAGAUCUGUAACUGUGAGAAUAUCACUCUCGUUCCCCAAACAUCUCCGGACAAGAUCAAGCUCCCCUCCAAUCGUCACAAUCCACCUCUCUCCAAAAAAUGAUUUUUAGUUCUCAUCCUUGGUUAGGUGUUUCUUGUUUGCAUCCUUUUUAUAUUAAGAUGUAAAUUUACGUUAUUUACGUAUUAGCACGAUGACAAAUCAACGCUUUUUUGCCGGCUUUUUUUAAUAUAGAGCAAACAUGCAAGAUAAUAUUUAAACUACAAAAAAACACGUCUGUAGUCACGGACGUUAGUCACGAAUUUUGUCCGUGACUAAGUCCGUGACUAAAAAACCAUCACACCACUUCAUUCUCA